AUUGUUUUUGUACUCAUUUUAAAUUUUGCAUGCCUAAUAGUAUGCACACCAGGAGUAUGUGCUCGUGGAUAGUUCUUUUUUCGCUAGUUUCGUUUGCAGAUUGCUUUUGGGGUGAUAGUGUUAUAAGAGAUAUGAUAAAUAGUUUAUCCAGUAUUACAGAGGACGAUGAAUGUAAUCAACAGGAUUUGUGUGAUGAAAUGCAAAUUAUGCUACAUUUGGCUUGUAUACGAGUGACGAGUCCCGAACGCAUAUUGCUUUUAUUAACAUGGGACUCUAAAAAUAGUACAUGUAACAGUGUACACCGUGUUUUGCAGCACAUAAACGACACUCUCACAGAUUGCGUACCGCUGCCCUCAAAUAAUCUCUAUAUGCGGCUCUAUCGUGCAUUGCAAUUCUUUAACGGACAAAUUUGCGGCAAAGCAGAAACCAAGUCGAAACAUCUGGAAAAUUAUCGCAGCUGCAUAGCAGAACUUCGUGAGGAUUUGAUUGAUUGCGAAGGCCCGGCUGAUUGGUUCGAGAAACGGAGUAAUGCAUAUGUUUGCAGACAAUUCACCGAAAUAAUUAAUUGCGACUACUUAAGAGCGGCUCUUCUCUGUGGGCUUAAACCAGCACGUAUGUUGCGAAGUUUUGCGGCUGAAGUUUUAAACAAAGCGCUAGUGUCCAAGUGCCCGAUUACGUCCACACUACCGCAUGUAAAUAAUCCAAUGUCAGAUGCUUGCAGUCGAAUGCUUCCACAUGUAUCUCCCGUUCAAAUUUAUAUAUUUUUACUAGCUUUUAUGUUACAAUGUUUGAUGCAAUAA
Molecule: messenger RNA, 800 nt
Organism: Anastrepha ludens (Mexican fruit fly)
Lineage: Eukaryota; Metazoa; Arthropoda; Insecta; Diptera; Tephritidae
Exons: 5
Coding region: 30-800 (256 amino acids)
Source: RefSeq, a predicted model, not a curated record